AUGCGAAAAUUAAAUUUUUUUUCUAUUUUAAAAAUUAAAUUUUCAGUAAAAUUUCAAAAAAAUUUCUUGUCUAAUCAUCAAACUAUUCAUUCAAGUUGCAAAAUGUCGCAUCGCAAAUCUGGGCCAUAUUCAGACAAUACUUCUGUGGAUGAUGAUCCAUUAACUGACGACGAUUCAAAAAAGAAUGAGGACAGAAUUCGUGAACUUGAGAGAGAAAAUCGUGAAUAUGAAAGUACAGUUCAGGAUUAUCUUAGGCAAAUUAUUACCUUGCAAAAUUCUUUGAAGAAGUCUCAUGGGAAGGAAUGUGCUGAAUUGAUUAAGGAAAAGUGUCAGGAAAUCGAAGAGUUGUUGAAGAACAAAAAAAGUUUGGAAGAAGACGUGGAGCACUGCACUACAGAUUAUAAUCAAGUUAUGGCUACUUUUGCGGAAAACAAACGUGAUGCUGACAAACGUGAGGCUAAACAGGCGGAGACGAUUAAACAGCUUCUAUCCAAGAUUGAACUGAAAGAUCGAGAAAUUGAAAAGCUUCGCAAAUUGAUUCCGUAUGAAGGUUAUUGUCAGGCAAACGGGUUUCUAGAAGUCCGGGGAUUUAGAUCCGUAAUAAUGCCUGGUGUGAAACGUAACGCAGUUCAUUUCUCUCCAGUGCAAUUUGACAGCCAAAAGCAAAAAAUGUCUUCUUCUGACACCUUUACCCAACUUGCUAAUCAAUUAGCAGCAAUUGGUAAACAAAUGGAAAGCAACAGUGGAACCGAUAAUACGACAACAAUGCAGCAAAUGUUUCAAUUUUGCACCACAUUAUUGACUCAAAUGGCUCAACAACAAAAUUUAAUUAUGGAACAACAACAAACUAUUCAAAAACUUCAAAUGCGUGACACUCUCCUGGAUCUCAUUGAAGAAGAAAAACAACAAAAAGCAAUCGUGAUCACCAAUCUACCUGAAAGUAAUUGUGAACAUGCAAAGGAGCGUGUGGAAGAAGAUUUUGAACAAAAUGGGAACAAUUUCUGGAAGACCGCGACUUUUGAAGGUGGAAUUACCAACCAGGUUUUUUGCAAGAAAAUUUUUAUUGAAUAA
Meloidogyne enterolobii is the source of this 1071-nucleotide messenger RNA. NCBI's taxonomy places the organism in Eukaryota, Metazoa, Nematoda, Chromadorea, Rhabditida, Meloidogynidae. The record is from the annotation of a GenBank genome assembly.